AACUCUGACACGCCCAAUAAAAAGAGAGAUUCACCAUACUCUCAGGCUCCUAUAUAUGUAUAACAGGAGAAAGGAAAGCAAAGGGGGGGAGAGAGAGAGAGAAGGCAUCAUGAGAGAGUUCACAGUUCCAAAUUGGGAUCUAAGUCACCCAAGACAAGGCAUGGCAACAGAAAGCAAGAGCCAUGUUGUCCCCUUUCGUUCUCCGUCACUGCCAGUUAUCGUGCGAAGAGGACCCAGACGAAUCCCUCCAUUGGGAUAAACUAAGCAGCUACAGCUCAUCCGAGUCUCCCCCGGCCUGGCAAGGAGAGCCAAGGCGAGCAGUCGCUCAGGUCCAACUAUGAAGUUGCAGAAUUGACAUGGGAACAUGGGCAGCUAGCCAUGCGUGGGCUAGGUGGGAUCCUUCCCAGUGCACCCACAAAACCAGCAUGGAGUAUUGCAGGAGAUACACUCGAGUCCAUAGUACACCAAGCUCAGGGCCAAAAACAACAUCCAAUUCCAGUGCCUCAACUCCACGACUGGAACCCGGCCCACACGAGCUCCAUCGGCCAAUCCUCCACCGGGAAACGGUCCGAGAGCCCAGGCCACGUGUUAGGUCCCGGUUCCACGAAAAGGAUGCGGUCAGAAUGUGCGAAGUGUGGAAGAAGUCACAGUGGCAGCAUCCGAGAAGAGCAUGCUGACUGCAGUGGCACUAGUACUGCUAGUGCAACAUUCUGCAAGGAGAAGGAUACAACUAUGAAGACACGGGCUUCCUUUGAAUCUACUCAGAGCUUGAAGUCAGCCACUCAUGGUGGAUUGGAAAACCAAAACGAGGAACGGGAAACCAAGGGGGAAACAGGCCGCUCCCACUGGACAAGGAGAAAUCAAGCUGCUGCAGUCCAUAACCAAUCAGAGAGGAGACGCCGAGAUCGGAUCAAUCAGAAAAUAAAAGCACUGCAGAGGCUUGUGCCAAAUGCAAGUAAGACUGAUAAAGCUUCAAUGCUUGAUGAGGUGAUUGAGUACUUGAAGCAGCUCCAAGCACAAGUCCAGAUGAUGCGUGCCGGAAAUAUUCCCCAGAUGAUGUUGCCUCUAGCAAUGCAGCAAUAUCUGCAGAUGUCGCCCUUAGCGCGCAUGGGCAUAGGCCCUGGCCUUGGGAUGGGGAUGGCAGUGUUCGACACGAGUAACAUGGCAAGUGUGGUGCCUCACUCUCUCCGGCUCCUCAAUCCCAUGGCUGCUGUUGCUGCCACCGGCCCGUCGUUUGUUCCUCCUCCCUUCCCAGUCCCCACAAUGAUUCCACCUGGCAGUAGUCAGGCCCGAACAGCUUCAGACGUGGCUGCAAACAAUCCGGUUCCUUUCAAUGAUCCAUUUUCUGCAUUUCUAGCACAAUCCAUGAAUAUGGAGCUCUACAACAAGAUGGCAGCACUCUACCAUCAGCAAGCAGAUCCGAAAGCACAGCCAACAAGCAGCCCUUUGCCAUCAUAAAGACGAGAUGAUUGCCUCACAUGAUCGCUUCGAUUCAAGUGAAUCAAGAUUGAAUUUUUUCGCGUCAUAAAUCGUUCCUCAUUAAUCCAAAACUAUGAACAGCUAGUCGUCUUAUAUAUUUUACGCUUAUUGUUGAAUUAAAGACCGAAGAUUUAUGUGUAAUAUCUUCCAAUAGCAGUUCAAUGUGUUGUUUAUAUAAUCUCUCCAACUAAGUGAGACCAUGCUCAAAGUUUCCCCCCCCCAGUUAGCAUAUAGGAAGAAAAAGAAUUGCUUAGCAAUGAACAUCUGCAGAGUUUAAGUGAAUCCUUUCAUGGAGAAAACUGCUCCAGCAAAAUCUGGCCCGAAACUUUAAGAGAAAAAACACUAUUCAAUCCAACUCCCGAUGGGGGUGUUUGGCUUA
Molecule: messenger RNA, 1858 nt
Organism: Diospyros lotus (date-plum)
Lineage: Eukaryota; Viridiplantae; Streptophyta; Magnoliopsida; Ericales; Ebenaceae
Product: transcription factor PIF7
Exons: 7
Coding region: 379-1458 (359 amino acids)
Cellular component (GO): nucleus
Molecular function (GO): protein dimerization activity
Source: RefSeq, a predicted model, not a curated record